UUAUUGAAUUGUGCAUGAAACAGAACAAAAUAUGCUGACCAGAGUUUUUGGUUCGUACAAUGGGGUUUCACUUUCGUUAUGACAAAUUUUAGAACAAAGUUCUCCAGUUAGAGCUUUUUCAGCUUAAUUUUUACUUACUUAACAAAAAUCAUUCCUUUCUUCGCAUAAUUUUCAUAACGUACAAGAGUUUGUAAGGUACGAAAUUCUUCUCUUGAUUUGAAUUGAGAAACGCAAUAAGGACGUAAAUAUAUGAAGUUUUCAUUAUGAAAAUUGACGGCAAACUACCUUGCCAUGAUUGAGCGGAAAAUAACUAACGGCUGCUUAUUUAGAUUUUUUUUUCCAAACAUGCACGAUAGAAUGUAAUCAAGAGUGAAGUCCUUUGGCAAGGGCCGUUUGAUCUUGGACACUUAAGCCCAUUAUGUUAUGAUCGGGUAAUAAGUUCAGUCGUGAAUCGUGGUCAUCGACCUUGUUCCGGAGGCUGGCGAAGAAAAAUCUUCUCCUUCGUGUCGUGGAACGCCUCCUAGACUCGGAGGCGUACCCUGUCAAAACUUACCGACUGCCCACUAUCCUCUUUUGAUUCUGAACGCUCCGUCUAUUUUUCAGUUACAAGUACCGUCAGUUGAGACCAAGCUGCUUCAUUGGGCGGUCGACAAUAGUUAUUCCCAUCCACUAAAUUAAAUAGUGAUUAUCAAUUAAGGCGUUUGCUUUCAUUCUUAAGAAGCCCUCUAGCUUUAUCAAGUACAGGUGAUACUAGUAUCAGCUGAGUGAUUUCUCAGUUACCUUUUAAAUUGAUUUGUUGACAUGUCUCGACCGUCGACAGUGCCAUCCCACCAUAGAAAGCGCAGGUGCGUGGCUGCUGUUCUAGUCGUUAUGCUUUCAGCUCGGACGUUGGUCAUGACCAACGGUUUAACGACCACAUCCAGGCCUUCAGCUGAUAUUAGUCUUUCAGCAAACGACAAACCUGAAAGUGGCGAUUUUCUUGCCAUGUCAGACAUAGGCACCGGCAAAGAAAUCAACAGUCGGAGCUUCAGAAUGGCGCGUAGCGAGUUUGCUGAUUAUUGCUUGAAUGGCGAUUGCGUCAAUGGCGAUGUUCUCAAGGUGGUCAGCAAAUUAGCCAAACGUAUUUUGAGCGAUCCACGCAUCCUUGGUCUCCGAACGGCGAGCAUAUCAGUAGAUGACUAUGAGUGGACCGAUGCUCCUGAAGAGUCGCUCUCCCGUGCCUUUAGGGGUACUAGUUCGUUAAAAACCCGUCGGGUUAAUAGUAAUCGCCGUAAUGGUGAUGAAAUAUCAGAGAACGGUCAGAAAACAUCCAUUAGUAACAGAAGAGAUCCCAAUUCAUCUGAGGAGGAAUCAUCUCAGGUAGUAAAACUUGACACCACAGUUAAUUGUUAUAACGCAGCACCUGGAGGUUUGGACUCAUUUGACGUUUUCUACCCGGAUGAGAGCUACGAUGAAGCGUACGGUUACGGUCCGGAUUACGCUGAAGUUGAAGAAGCCAAGUUGGCCAGCACCAAUGUCAACCCCAACGCUGGUGGUACCAAAAGCAAAGAGACGUCGGCUCGUGCCAUUGGUGAAACUGCUGGCUUGUUUGAUACAAACUCGUUUACUAGCCGCGAUGAUACCUACGAAAAUGAUCGCUAUUUACAAAGAUAUGAUCAAAAUAAGCUUAACAAUCGAUACAGAGAUAAAGAUUCUUACCAAGCACUGACCGGUUCUGACACGAGUGAGAAUCCUAAAGCGUACAGACUUCCUGGUAAGGUAAAAUAUGGCGAAAUGCACGGAUCUACUCCGGCAUUAGAUGAGUCUCUUGACCGUGGCAAUACCAAAUACAUCUCGAAAAAUAGGGAUGAUGACGACGAUGACGGCGGUCAUAACGGUGGGGGUGGGGGAGGCGGAGGAGGUGGUUAUGGCGGAGGAAGUAGUUAUGGCGGAGGAAGUAGUUAUGGCGGAGGAGGUGGUUAUGGCGGAGGAGGUGGUUAUGGCGGAGGAGGUGGUUAUAGUGGAGGAAGUAGUUAUGGCGGAGGAGGUGGCUAUGGCGGCGGUUACGGAGGUGGAAGUAGUUACGGAUACAGCGGAUAUGACGAAUGUUGUAAGAACAAACUUUUGCCCAUCCUUUUGGUGGGACUUUUGGGUCUGCUGGGCUUCUUUCUCUACAUCCGAUCGACCACGCUUGCAGCAGCGCGUAGUAUGGACGAUAGUGAUCUCUCUGAUGUGCUGCUGGACGGUCCGACUUGGUUGAGCAUGGUUCACGAAUUAUGGGAGCAAGAUACAGUUCUUGAAAAUACCAUCUGCACUCAGGAAACUUUGUGCCGCAUGAACCGGCUGGCUAUGUCCGCGCCAGGACAAGCAGGAUGGGCUGUUUCGCUAUCUAGUUUGCCUUUAAGCUAUCUGUUGCAUACGCGUCAUGUCGGCGGAUUCACUUCCUACAUGGACGCAGCGAUGAUGGGCCGCUCAGGCGCGAACUGCACCGAACUUUACUCAAGUUGUCCUCGCCUAUCGCAUUAAACGAGUUGCAUCCCACCAGACAGUGCAAAUAUUGACUCUCCCAACGACGAUUCUAAAAACAAAACACAUAAAAAAAAAUAUAUACAUAUUUUAAUGAUUAUUUCGGUGUAUAAACACUGGCACUGUAAAUUUAUGUUUUAUUUAUUUUGAAGUUUAGCAGAGAGGUGGCACUGUACAACAUUAAUUUCUAUACAUGUUUACCCUUUUUUUUUUACUGUUGGACUUCUAUUGCGCCAUGGUUUGGAUAAGGUUAUUUUUCCUAGAAACUUUGGGUUCUCUUGAAACUUAUAGUAGUAAUGGUAACAAAACCUAAGAAAACGGGAAAAACAAUUUAGAAAGAAAAUACAAUAUAAUCUGCACAACUACGCAUCAGAAAAGAUUGACAAUUUCCAUUUGUAGUAGCAUUAAAGUUCGUUUUACCAGUUGAUGACCAUCUUACCAUUCAGAAUCGCAUUGACUAAUAAAUAUGUUCCCAUAAA
Molecule: messenger RNA, 2984 nt
Organism: Daphnia magna
Lineage: Eukaryota; Metazoa; Arthropoda; Branchiopoda; Diplostraca; Daphniidae
Exons: 4
Coding region: 802-2505 (567 amino acids)
Source: RefSeq, a predicted model, not a curated record